AUGGCACAGUAUCCAAACGGUCAGGCAUACUAUGCCCAACACGCGAACCCCCAGGCGUCUGGCCAACCAUCUGCUGGCCGCUAUGAGGCUUAUUCGGUCCAAAAUACAGCUGCGCCGGAUCAGCAUUUACCUCGCCGAAUGCCAAGUUACAAUGCUGGGGAUGAUUCGGGAUUCUUCAACCCUGCCCAAGCUCAGAAUCUGAGAGCGACCGGAGGAAACGCGCAGUACUCAGCACAGUAUUCGGCACAGGGUGGCGGAUAUGGGAGCACUGGAUCAGCGGAUUAUAACGUUGCGCAUGGAGGGUUCGAAGAAGAACGAGAUUCGAGAUAUUCGCACGCAGACGCAAUGUCGCGCAUGUCGCCGACUCGAGCGACCUCCCACGCCUCCACCGUCUCGUACCAGCAGUAUUCUGGAGGGACAACGACGCACUCCGCCUAUAACCCGCAGCAAUACGGUCUCCCACACACGCAGUCACAGCCGAUCCUAGCAUAUAAUCCCUCCCACAAUGGCUCCAGCCAGGCUACAUACGCAGCCCCGACCUCCGGCCACCAACCGUACAAUCCUGCAGCUUACCAAUCGACAACCGUGACGAGCAUGAGCUCGCCGGCUCUAGCUCGAAGGCAGAGCGCCAACUCGCAUUAUGGCCAGACACCACCCACCCCGCAAUCAUAUGGCUUCUCCCAACCACCUCUUCCACCCCCGCGGGGUGCUGAUCACCCGUAUGGGGUGCGCCCGGCCGGGUACCAACCCAUGUCACCAAACCCGUCACCCUCCUAUAUCCCGUCGAAUUCCCCCAGCGCUAUCCACAUGCCUCCGCCUUCAUCACGUCCGUAUUAUAACAAUUCGCAAGGAGCUGCAUAUGAUUUGCCUUCUCCUCAAUACAACUCAGGUGUCUCCAGUAGCUCCUACGAAGAACAGCCUCCAACACCACCGGUUCACCAGACCCAGACCAACGGUCUGUACGCCCGGCAACCAAGUAUUUCUCACUCUGGACCAGGGCGAUCCCUGCCAAGUCCUCCAGUACAGUCGGAAUUACCUAUCAUGCCACCGAGGCGAACAGACACUCUGACCCGACACCCUCAAUCGCGACCUUUGCCUGGUCCACCGGCCGAAGAAAUGGCGACAAACGGACAUAAUUUACCGGUAGAUGCUCCUAUGGCAUACGAAGAUGUCAUGAGGCAAGAUGAGGCCACGGCUCUAGACACGGAGAAUUUCGCCCGGCGCCACAGUUCCAGAGCCUCUCGCGCUAGCUCGCGCCUGCGCUUUUCGCCCGAUGAGCAGCACACGCAUACCAAUGGAAGCAUGGAGACAGGCACAGGGCACUAUGUGAAUUACGGCGCUCACGGCGAUGACACGGAUGCUGAAAUUGCCUUCGGGCUGGCUAUGCUGCAGGAGGAAGAAGCCCGGGAUGCCCGCGAACAGGAGAUCCAACGGCAACGCAGUGAAGGACGCAUGCGAAGUGAGACCAAUGCAUCAGUACUCAGCUCUCGCGGGUCCAACAUUUCGCCCAGAGGCCACUCGCCGAGCCCUGAUCCCCAUGCCGAUGGCGAUUUCAUUGGCCAUGAUCUGGCGUUGUAUGAAGGAGGAUAUCAAGCGAAUCUUCACUAUGGAGAUGAACCAGCCUACGGCCAUGACGAUUACGUGGAUAAUACGGCGGGUAGUAGACUUGCACCUACAUCAGGUUCAUUCAGAAGCUCCAAUGUGUCUGCUGAUGAACGUGGGGAUUAUUACGACGAAUACGAGCACCCGGCUAUCGCAUACGAAUAUGCGAACCGACUUCAUCAUUUGCCACCUGAUGCCCGAGUUGAUGCCGGUGGCACGGGUGGACUUGCAGCACCAGACGCCUACGCUCGACGGAUGAGCUUUGACUAUGGAGAUGAAGGAGAAGCGCCAUAUGGCCAGCCUCAUUCGGGAGAUCAAUCUGACGACGAGAGCCCACAUCGAGCCGCACACGAAGACCUUUUCUUCCACCCAGGAAUGCGCCCGCUGCCACCAGCACCCGUUGACCCGGCCGGAAAUGUUGAUUUGGUAUCUCACUUGAUGCCUGCGGGCACAUACACUCACAAUGAGGAUGAGCAAGACCCCUAUUCACAGUAUCACAGCCCCUCCUUGCAGGCUAAUGCUGAUCCCUACGGGGAUGUUUUGCUGAGCCCCUCCCAAGUCCCACGGUCGUCAUCUUUGUCGACCCCUAUUGGGCCUCGUGCUGAUGCGCCUAUCAGGUCGAAGACCGACGCGGACCGUCUCAGAUACAGGCAGCAGCAACAGGAGCUUCUUAUGAAACUCAGACAGAAGGAUCUUCCUCAUAUAGAUCCAGCGGCGGCAGCGGCCGUCACCUUGGAUCUUCCAAGUAUCCCGGCUAGCCGGCGCAAGAAGUUCCAUCCUGCGAAGCUGUCUUCCGAACAAUUCAAGAAAUGCAGCGAGCCGUGGGCGUUGAGCUCUCUUCUGUCCUGGAUCCGGGACUUGAGUGAGGAUGAAACAGAUCUUCGGGAGCAAGCUAUUGCAGAUGCCAUAGUUGCUUUGUUCACUCACAAAGUCCCGACUAUGAAUAUCGCUGAUGCAGAAACUCUGGCAGCUCGUGUGGUUAGCGGUAUGCUUGAAGAAGGGGCGCUGGUCAAGGAAGAAGAGUGGGUCAAAUUUGGCCCCGGAACACUGUCCGGUGUUUUGUUCCAGAUCACUGGAACUGGGUGCUAUUCUGCGAAGCUCCAUCUACAGGAGAUGCACAUUGAAGAUACCGACAGUUUCGGCCGAUGCUACUCUCAUCAUUGUAUGCGGACUUUGAAGAAAGUCAAUCUCAAGGCGCAGAUGAUGGCCCCGCAAAAGAAAAUCGAGGACUGGGUGACUUUCUACAAAGUGCCCAAAGAGCUGUGGGAAUCUCACCCGAAGAAGGAGAUCGAUCGGCAAAACAACUUGCACGAGAUUGUCACUACCGAAGACUCCUACAUUGGGCAGCUGGAUGUCCUUAGAGAGCUUUAUCGCGACCAAUUGGCUGCAAUGAACCCUUCAAUCAUCCCCGCGAAACGCCUGCCCAAAUUCCUGGCUGACGUCUUCGGCAAAGUCGAUGCCGUGAAGAAGGUCAACGAAGACUUCCUAUUGGCGCAGCUCAAGUACCGCCAAAAGGAGCAGGGUCCAUUCAUCACUGGAUUCAGUGACAUCUUCAGAGAAUGGAUUCGGAAAGCGAAGAAUGUGUACAUUGAUUACGCCGCAACGUUCCCUACCGCCAACUAUCUUGUGCGGAAAGAGGCUGAACGCAACCCGCAUUUCAAGCAAUUCUUGAACCAGGCUCGGGAGCAUAAGAUGUCGAGUCGACUAAGUUGGGACACUUUCCUCAAGGCCCCGAUCACCAGAAUUCAACGGUACACUCUUCUGUUGGCGACUGUGCAUAAGAAUAUGGUCAAAGAUUCCGAGGAAAAGACCAAUGUGGCUCAAGCUAUUGAAGAGAUCAAGGUUGUGGCCUUGGAGUGUGACAACAAAGUUGGAGAGAUGAACAAGAAGGCUGACUUGAUGGAAUUGGCGGCUAAGCUGCAAUUGAGACCCGAUAUGAAAAAGGAGGUUGAGCUCAACCUAGAGCAUCUGGGUCGACAAAUUAUCCAUCGCGGCGAGCUGCAACGCCCUGGAACACGAACCCGAUUCCUUGUCGAAACGCAUGCAAUUUUGUUUGACCAUUACCUCGUGCUUGCCAAGACGUUUACUAUGCGUGACCGGGCCGUCAAAUAUGAGAGAUACGAUGUGUCGAAAUUGCCCAUUCCGAUGGAUCUGCUCGGGUUGGAAAGUACUGAUGAUGACCCUGUGGUCAAGUCCUCAGUUAGAGGUGUCUCAACUGUCACCCCCUCGCAGGCCGGUGCUGUCAGCCCUCUAACCCAUACCGGCUCGGGUGCAUCGGCUGGAAAUGCGACCAUUGACAACUCACGAGAUGACAAGAUCCUGUACCCCUUCAGGAUCAAACAUCUGGGCAAGACAGGAACAUACACACUCUACGCCUUCUCAGCUCAAAACCGCAUGGAGUGGUGUCAGAAGAUCAUUGAAGCCAAGACAAAACAUGCAGCCGCUCUGUUCUCACAAAACGCAGAGCCCUUCCGACUUCGCGUUCUCGCAGAUACUGCAUUUGCAUACUCUGAUCACACACCUGGUUCCAAGAGUGUCACUAUCAAGGGCACGCCCCUGCAUCGUGCAAUCACAGAAGUUGAGAAGCGAUACGAGGACUCUGGCCCUCGACCUCCCCCGGUUUGCCGAACUGGAGUCAACUGCGCCACUGUGUUCCAGCAGCCUGCCGGCCGUAUGAUGUGUGCCAUUGGAACAGAGUACGGAGUGUACAUGUCCGAGCUUAGCAAUCCCCGGGGAUGGUACAGAGCUAUCCCCAUCAUGCGAGUUACCCAGCUUGCAGUGUUUGAGGAUUUCAAUCUUCUUCUGCUGAUUGCUGAUCGGUCCUUGAUUGCCUAUCACCUUGACGUUGUCUGCCCUGCCAAUGGAACAUCUCAAUCCUCCCAAGACUCGGCCAGACGUGCUCCUCAGAAACUAUCUGGAAACCGUGAAGUUGGCUUCUUCGCUGCUGGACGCCUGAAGGACAGGUAUCUGGUUCUGUACAAGAAGCGCGACGGUCUUUCAUCCACAUUCAAGGUAAUUCGUUCUACAAUUUUGAUCCAACAAAAGUCUCACAAAUACAGGUCCUCGAGCCAGUUCUCCAAAAGUCAUCAUCCAACAAAACCCGACUCUUCCGCCGCUCCCAAACAGAAUUCUUCCGUGAAUACGAUGACUUCUACAUCCCAGCAGAAACUUACCGCAUUAACAUGUUCCACUCCUCACUAG
Molecule: messenger RNA, 4803 nt
Organism: Penicillium salamii
Lineage: Eukaryota; Fungi; Ascomycota; Eurotiomycetes; Eurotiales; Aspergillaceae
Source: the annotation of a GenBank genome assembly